AAAUAAUUCGUCUUGGAUUGUUACCAUUGAGCUUAGAAGAUGAAAAGAAUAUUUUGGCCGAUAAUUUAAAUAAUUUUUUUGGCUUACCUCGUUCUUAUGAUGUGAUUUUAGAAAGAAAAAAACUUUGUGGUUUGCUCGACGCAAUAAUGAUUCUUUUUGGCCUUCUCUCCUGCAAUGACUUUUUUGUAAAGGAUCUUUCUUGUAAAUUUUUACGUUUUUGUGGACAAAUUUCAUUUAGCAUGUAUUUAUUACAUCCAAUUGCAAUGUCAUGGGUGAAUAUAUAUGUGCCCUCUAUUGAAUUCCAAGUAGCAAUUAAAGAAAUAAACGAAUUAGAUAAGGGUAAUAUGAUGUUGGAUGCG
Molecule: messenger RNA, 359 nt
Organism: Racocetra persica
Lineage: Eukaryota; Fungi; Glomeromycota; Glomeromycetes; Diversisporales; Gigasporaceae
Source: the annotation of a GenBank genome assembly